GCUUAUGUUGAGGCAUAUACUGACCAAGAAGGGCUUAUGUUGAUGCAUUUACUGACCAAGAAGGGCUUAUGUUGAGGCAUUUACUGACCAAAGAGAGCUUAUGUUUGUUCCAUUUACUGAGCAAGAAGGGCUUAAGUAUUUGGCUUUAAUUAAGAAAAUAGAAACAUUGUGUCACUUGAAACGAUCUGUGUCAAAGAGAUGGUGUGGCCUAAUUAACGGUCAUUCUAGACCUGAGCUUAGUGUUACACUGGAGAGGAACUGCUGCCCGCCCAGCUGGAGCUGCCUGCCUGCCUCUCUGCUCUCUCUCUGAUAGACUUAACACGAGGGGAUUGUGUCAAGUGCUUAUGUCCAGGGUGGAUAUAACAAUGGAUGGAACGUUCCAGAUCCUGAGGAAUAUUCAUGUUUUUGAUUUCUGAAAAUGAUUUGUCGAUCUAUUUGAACCCAUGGGAGAGACCUGCAGUAGAGCAACCUAAAACCAGAAGUAGAGAACAGAGAGGAUUUUUAGGUUACUAUCCCACACUUAGGGGAUUCUAGUUUUACGUGUGAUAUUUUGAGUCUGUUAUUAAAAGCUAUAACCGCAUGGCUGAGAAAAAAGAGAACGUCUCCAAGUUUGAGAUGUUGAAACUUCUGGAGAAGUGCAGGAAAGAGAGAGACGAUGCGGUGCACAAGGAGAGUAUUAUGAGGGAGAAGCUGAGACAGUACGAGUCCAGGAUGAGGUCAACGGAGUUGCUGAAACAGAAAUUCAAGACCGUGACUUCGGAAAACAAGGAGCUGCGCAAGCAUGUCAAGACUCUCCGCCAAGAGAUAGGCCUGGAGGCGAGCCCCAAGUUCACCGGCAAAACCACCAAGGACAUCAUCUCUGACAUGCACGAGAAGGAGCGCCAGUGCAGUUUCCUGGUGGAGAAAACGGGUAGACUCAGUUUGACCAUUGAUGAUCUGACAGCAGAGCUGGCAAAUGCUGUCACGUCCAAAACUCUUCUGGAAUAUCAGGUGCAGUCGUUACAGCAGAACCUGAAGGACAUGACGAAUAAUCAACGCCGUUUGUUGAAACUCUGGGAGGAUAAGAGAUCUCAAAGAGAGCAGCUCACUCUCCCUGCGAUAGGCAUGCCCCAGAGGCCCGGAGAGAAAUCUGUCUCUCACAAGGGAGUACAAACAGAGAUGUCCAUCGAUUCAGCCCAGAAACUCCCACACAACGCGUUUGAGACCAAACCUUCUCCUUCACCACGAUCACGACACCACAAGACAAGGUCUUCUAUAGAUAAACAAGGGGGAUUAACAACACUGGGAAAUGGCCUCCAGCUGGGAAAUGGGAAUCAUCAACAUGAAAAGGAGGAUUUAUUUCACUAUGAAACCAAUGAACACAUACUGUGAGGCUUUAUAACAUACUGUAAGGCUUUAUAACACAUACUGUAAGGCUUUAUAACACAUACUGUAAGGCUUUAUAACAUACUGUAGGGCUUUAUAACAUACUGUAAGGCUUUAUAACACAUACUGUAAGGCUUUAUAACAUACUGUAAGGCUUUAUAACAUACUGUAAGGCUUUAUAACAUACUGUAGGGCUUUAUAACACAUACUGUAAGGCUUUAUAACACAUACUGUAAGGCUUUAUAACACAUACUGUAAGGCUUUAUAACACAUACUGUAGGGCUUUAUAACAUACUGUAAGGCUUUAUAACAUACUGUAAGGCUUUAUAACAUACUGUAAGGCUUUAUAACAUACUAUAAGGCUUUAUAACACAUACUGUAAGGCUUUAUAACACAUACUGUAAGGCUUUAUAACACAUACUGUAAGGCUUUAUAACACAUACUAUAAGGCUUUAUAACAUACUGUAGGGCUUUUUUAACAUACUGUAAGGCUUUAUAACACAUACUGUGAGGCUUUAUAACACACUGUAAGGCUUUAUAACAUACUAUAAGGCUUUAUAACACAUACUGUGAGGCUUUAUAACACAUAC
This is a messenger RNA of Oncorhynchus nerka (sockeye salmon), 1955 nucleotides long. RefSeq lists its product as uncharacterized. The transcript has a single exon. The record is from RefSeq and is a predicted model, not a curated record. Bases 580 to 1371 code for a protein of 263 amino acids. Lineage: Eukaryota; Metazoa; Chordata; Actinopteri; Salmoniformes; Salmonidae.